Messenger RNA from Microtus ochrogaster (prairie vole), 936 nucleotides. RefSeq names its product olfactory receptor 51F2-like. Bases 1 to 936 code for a protein of 311 amino acids. The record is from RefSeq and is a predicted model, not a curated record. Gene Ontology annotation, cellular component: plasma membrane. Gene Ontology annotation, biological process: G protein-coupled receptor signaling pathway. Lineage: Eukaryota; Metazoa; Chordata; Mammalia; Rodentia; Cricetidae. The transcript is spliced from 3 exons. Gene Ontology annotation, molecular function: G protein-coupled receptor activity; olfactory receptor activity.
AUGUCAACUCUCCAGAACACCUCAUCUUCUUCCAUCAUUUUCCUGCUCACUGGUGUGCCUGGGCUGGAAGCCUACCACACCUGGAUCUCCAUCCCCUUCUGCCUUCUCUACACAACUGCCCUCUCAGGGAACAGCCUGAUUCUCUUCGCCAUUAUCACUCAGCCCAGCCUCCACGAGCCCAUGUAUUAUUUCCUCUCCAUGCUGUCCACAGCUGACCUCGGACUGUCCAUAUCCACUCUGGCCACCAUGCUGGGGAUAUUCUGGUUCAAUGCCAGGGAGAUCAGCUUCAAUGCCUGCUUGUCACAGAUGUUCUUCAUCCAACUCUUCACUGUCAUGGAGUCCUCAGUGCUGCUGGCCAUGGCUUUUGAUCGCUAUGUGGCCAUCUCCAAUCCUCUUAGAUAUGCCACUGUCUUAACUGAUCUUAAAGUAGUAGCGAUUGGGGCAGCAAUGGUUGCGCGCGGAACACUGAUCCAGACUCCCCUGGCAGUGCUCCUGAAGAGACUGUCCUUCUGCAGCAGCCAUGUGCUCCGCCACUCCUACUGCUUCCACCCCGAUGUCAUGAAGCUCUCAUGCACAGACACCAGGGUCAACAGUGCACUUGGGCUCACUGCCCUGAUCUCCACUGCUGGAGUGGACUCUGUCUUCAUCCUCCUUUCCUAUGUCUUGAUCAUCCACUCUGUGCUCUGCACUGCUUUCAGGGAGAGAUGGGAGAAGGUACUUGGUGCUUUCAUCUCCCAUCUCAGGGCUGCUGCCAUCCUCUACAACUGCAACACCUCUUUGUCUCUGGUGCAGAGAUUUGGGAAGCACGAUGCUCCCAUUCUGUACAUUUUCAUUUGUCACAUACACUUGGUGAGUAGCAUAGGCAGUAUUAUGAACCCAGUUAUUUUUAAUUCCAAUAUCCAUACUCUCAAAAAAGCUUAUUUCACUGAAACGUAA